AUGGCCAUGGUCGCCUCCACCUCCAUCGCUUACCACAAGCCGCGUUUGUCGGUGGUGUGCAGGAAGAAGGACCGGGACAGGGAGCUGGAGCGGGAGAAGGAGCACAAGUACCCCUUCAAGGUCGUCGAGAUCACGCCGCCGCCGCGAUGCCUCGGCGUCCGCUGCUUCCCCACGAACAUCCACUGCGGAGAGAGCGUGACGAUCGAAGGGCAGGCGUACACCGUGUCGGCGGUGACGCACCGGUACCAGCUGCGCAAGGGGCGGUACGAGCCGAGCGAGAAGCGCCUCGACGUCCUCUCCACCGGCAGAUACAUCCUCAACCUCUACCUCGACAACCUCCUCGACAAGCCGCGCACGCAUGCACGCAUUUGGUCCUAUACUCUUUGUGCCCAAUGA
Messenger RNA from Triticum turgidum subsp. durum (durum wheat), 396 nucleotides. The record is from the annotation of a GenBank genome assembly. Lineage: Eukaryota; Viridiplantae; Streptophyta; Magnoliopsida; Poales; Poaceae.